UCAUGGUCCAACCCAACAUUGGCGACGCUGUAUCGAGGGGUGGAAUGACUACCUCAUCAUGGGAGAAAUAUAUGUAUCUACGUUAUUUUAAGUAUUUUGAAAACAAAGGCCCCAGUAUGGAUACAAACGAUGUCCAAAUCUGUUAAGAUUUUCCUCUGUGGCCAUGAAGGUGUUUGUUUGCGCACGGAUCUGCCAAGACCUCAGCGUCCUGGAGCCACGUUUGGACAAGUGAACUAACCCCUUCUGAACCGCCUGCAUCCAUUUGCCUUCGCUUGUUUCUUGCCACACACACACACACACACACACACACACACACACACACACACACACACGAAAACACAUACCCAUACAGACCCAUCCACCACCCACCACCACCAGGAGAAGAAGAUGAACAGCUCUCCAAAACUGGUCGGGGAGACCCUCAUCGUGCACCACAUCCCGCUGGUGCACUGCCAGGUGUCCAGCAGCAGGGGGCAGUGCUGCGGCGGCGGCGGCUCGGUGAAGCGCGGCAGCCCGUUCAGCCCGCCCGAGAACCUGGGCCUGAGCCGCACCACCUCGCUGCCCGAGCGCGACGUCCUGCUGCACGCGCCGCUGGUCUACAGCAGCCUCAUCCAGACCUCCAGCAGCAGCAGCAGCAGCAGCAGCAGCAGCAACGGCAGCCACAGCUCCGCCAGCGACACGGGGCCCGGGGGCGGGGGCGGGGUCGUGGUGGAGGAGGUCGGGGGAGAGGACGGGAGGCAGGAGGGAGGAGGGGGGCAAGGAGGUGAACGAGGAGGAGGAGGAAGAGGAGGGCAAGGUAGCGGUGGGAGCAUGACCAGAGAUGCCUCCUUCACGUCAAGCACCUCUGAAGAGCCUUCUAACCGGCGCGAUGGGUGCGGGUUCAAGCAGAGGGAGAGGAACAGCCGGCUGCGCCACAACCCUUUCCUCCUGAACAGGGAGGAGGAAGAGGAGGAGGAAGAGGAGGAGGACGAUGACGGGGACAACCUGAACGGUUACCUGGAGGACUCGUCCUUCCACCUGCACGGCAGCACCAACGACGCCCUCAACAACGAGACGGGGAUGGGCCGUCCCUUCCACCUGCACGACUACCACCCCGAGCCGUUCCUCCUGCACGGCAACCAGGGCAAGCCGUUGUACUCUUCCUCAGGCGGAGGAGGAGGAGGAGGAGGAGGAGGGUCCAGGAGGCUGACCCGGAGCAGCGACGGUUGCCGGGGCGGGAGUUUCGAGUUCUCCUCCUCGGCUCUGGACAGCCUGGGCCUCCUGGCGCUCGGCAGCCAGCGUCGCCACGGCAGCAGCGGCUCCACCCUGUCCAUGGACUGCGGCGAGCACGACUGGGGGGAGGACGACGAGGACGAGGAGGAGGAGGAGGAGGACGAAGAUCAGCCCAUGCGGAGCGGCCGCAGUUCCAGCGGCUCCAGCGGCCUGCUGGCUCAGCGCUGCUCGUGCUGCAGCCUGUCCCAGCCGCCGUACCCCGAGCCCUUCAGCGACGCCUUCCCCGACUGCUACCCGCCGCUGGGCUACUACGCCAGCGACUCGUCCUGCAACAGCUCGGACGGCGUGCUGGUCAACUUCAGCACCAUCUUCAACAAGAUGAACAAUGUCACCCCCAACACCACCACCACCGCCACCACCACCGUCGCCUCCUCCACCAACGCCACCACGGCCCCCACCGCCACCAAACCCCGCCUGAACCUCAACAGCUCCUCCGGGCCGCCAUGCACCUCCCUACCUCCGGGGGGCAGCGUCGGGGUGGAGUGCGCGCAUGGCGGUGGCGGCGGUGGGGCCUUCUACCUGGACCUGCACACCUCGCCCACCGACCCCCCCGAGGCAGGAGGCCGCACGGGAGGCGCCCCCGUCCUCCACGACCCGACCAGCCUGUCCCAGCAGCUGGACCCCCUGGAGCUGGACGCCAACUGCAACUCGUACCACCCCCUCCAGCCACAGCCGGGCGGCGAGGACGGCCUCUCAUUGGUGGAGGCCUCCGGCGAGGGCGACGCCACGGCCCAGCACGAGAGCCAGGCCCGGCUGGUGGUGGCCACGCAGAACUACUACAAGCUGGUGACCUGCGACCUCUCCUCGCAGUCCUCGCCCAGCCCCGCCGGCUCCUCCGUCACCAGCUGCUCCGACGAGCACAGCAAGGGCAGCCCCACCCAGCCCGCCGAGUAUUACCUCUUCAGACAGCACCAGGAGGAGGGGGAGGAGGAGGAGGAGGAGGACGAGGAGGAGGAGAAUGAGCGGGAGGAUGAGUUCAGAAUCUGCCAGGGGGAGGCCCAGUCAGACGAGAGGAGGCAGCCAAAGAUGGGUACAUCGGCGUCCGACCAGAACCUCAUCGAGGGCCAGGUGUACGUCAACAUCUCUUCGCCCGUCGGCCAGCUGGCCAGCGGGGCCGUGGGCCGCCCUCGCUCCCGCAGCUACGACCGCAACCUGGACAAGUCGCCGUCGUCCCGCGUGGGCUCGCUGGAGCGCAUGCUCAGCUGCCCGAUGCGUCUGAGCGAGGGCGCCGCGCCGAGCCCCGCCCCGCCGCCCCGCGUCACCUCGUUCGCCGAGAUCGCGCGCAACAAGCGGAGGACCGUCGGCGGAGCGGCAGGGGCCGGAGGCUCUCCGUGCCUCCACGCGCACUCCACGCACUCCCAGUCCUCGUGCGAGUUCUCCCCCAUCCUGGAGGGCCAGAGCCACAGCCUGCCCCCGCUCACCCGCUGCUACAGCCAGGGCAGUUGCGACACUUCCCCGCCUGGCCACCGGGGCGGCGCUCUGAGGGACUCACCUGGAGGACGAGAGGCUCGCACCAAAGCUGAAGGAGGCUUGUCGUCGUCGGCGGACGGCUCCGCGGCGGUGGUGCGCUACAGCAAGGACCAGCGGCCCACCACGCUGCCCAUCCAGCCCUUCACCUUCCAGCACCAGUUCCAGAAGAGCCAGAAGCCCCUGCUGCCGCUGCUCAGCGAGUACAUGAGCCACAUGCAGGCGCGCGGAGCCGGCGCCGGCGCCCCGCCGGAGGGAGGAGAGGACCAGGCGGCCGAGGACCAGCGGCGGCAGCAGGGGCAGCAGGGGCAGCAGCAGCACCCAGCGCCCACCUCCGUGCGGCCCUCGCCGCUGGGCAGCUACUCGCCCGUGCGUCUGCAGGGGGUGGCCAGCGUGAGCAGCUGCUCCACGUGCAGCCCGAGCCCCGAGUGCUGCGCCGCGGCCUCCUCCUCCUCCGCCGCCGUCGUCGUCGUCGGCCGGUGCAACCGGCCCCCGCGCAGCCUCUCCUGCCCCGUCUCCGCCGCUCUCGGCCACAGUCCCCCUCCUGGCACCGCCGCCACCGCCGCCACCGGUGCCCAGGCCAAACACGGGGCCUUGGUGCCCUCGCCACCUGCAGCGUCCGCGGCGAAGAAGAAGAGCCCGGCGUCCGCUGGCAGAGCGGGCGGCUGCGUCCAUCGCGCCAGCCUGCCGCCGCUGUCGUCCUUGGCCUCUCUGCCCAGCGCUGGCAUGGACACGCUGGAGUCCCUGGAGAGGAAUCAGCACGAGAGCAUCAAGAACAUCAUGCCGACCUACGGCGCUGCCCGCCCAGCCAACGUCCUUUCAUCUCUCACCGCCCUCUCCUCCAUCAAUAUUUUUAAUUCUAUCCAUCUUUCUAUGGAUCCAUCCGCCUCCUCUCCUCCACCUCCUCUCUCCUCCUCCUCCUCCCGACUACUCACCCCAUCCAACACGUCCACAGCGCACCACCUGUCCCCCCAGGCGCUCAAGUGGAGGGAGUACCGUCGUAAGAACCCACUCGGGGUGGACCGGGGCCCGUCGGGCUCGCCCGCCUCCCUGGCCAGCAGCCUGGACACCAGGAGGGGGUGUGGCGGCAGUCGGCUGACCCGCCGAAAUGUCUUUGACUUCCCGCCGGCCGCUCAAGCCCUGAGCCGACUCAACGCUCACUCGAUGAGGCAGUUCCAGCAGUGCUACAGCGACUUCCUCCCUGAUUACUUCUCCCAGACGGAACGCCCUCCUGAGGAGUUCUGUCUGUCUCCGGACGGAUCCUCUGACGAGUCCUCCAUCUCUGUGGACCUUCUGCAAAAGAGAGGUCUGGUGAAGGCUGUUAACACUGCAGUGGAUCUUAUUGUGGCACAUUUUGGAACCAGUCGAGACCCAGGAGUAAAGGCCAAACUGGGCAACAGCUCCGUCAGCCCCAACGUGGGACACCUGAUUCUGAAGUACCUGUGUCCGGCCAUCCGAGAGAUCCUGCAGGACGGACUGAGGUCCUACGUGCUGGACCUGAUCAUCGGCCAGCGCCGGAACCAGCCUUGGAGCGUGGUGGAAGCCUCGACCCAGCUGGGGCCGUCAACGCGAGUGCUGCACAGCCUCUUCACCAAAGUCAGCCAGUACUCGGAGCUCACCAGUCACAGCAUGAGGCUCAACGCAUUCAUCUUCGGCCUUCUGAACUUGCGAUCUCUGGAGUUCUGGUUCAAUCAUAUCUAUACACAUGAAGACGUCGUGGCAACCCACUACCACCCGUGGGGUUUCCUGACCCUGUCGCAGGGGGCGUGCCAGUCCCUGUUUGAGGAGCUGCUGCUUCUCCUGCAGCCGCUCUCGCUGCUGCCCUUCGACCUGGACCUCCUGUUCGAGCCGCACCUCCUGCAGAAGGGCCAGGAGCACCUCCGCCGCAAGGAGCAGCUGUGCUCCGCCGGCCAGGGCCUCGACCAGUCCGCCCGCUCCACCUUCCAGCUGAUGCGGAGCCGGGGCGCGGCGGGGGCCGAGCCAAUCAGCGAGGAGGAGGCGGGUCACCUGAGGGAGAGCGCGACGCUCGGCCAGGACGGGUCGUGGCCCAGAGCGAGGAGCGGAGCGGCCAAGCGGUGCUCGUCCGAGCCGCGGCGCCUGGGGUCGGGCAGCGAGGAGCCGGGAGCGGCCAGGCCGGCGACGAUGGCGGCAGCUAGCGACGACAUGGACCUGUGGAGGCGCGGGGAGGCCGGCCGGAGAGGGGCGUCCAGAGCCGAGGAGAGGAUGAAGGGCGUCGGGGGAGAGUGGCCGGACGCGGAGCCCUCCUCGCAGGCAGCGGUGACGGUGGCGGCCGCAGGGCCCGGGGCAGUGGACGGCGCCAGGCAGAGGAGCAGGCAGGCCGGCUGGUGGUACCAGCUCAUGCAGAGCUCGCAGGUCUACAUCGACAACUCGGCCGAGGGCUCCAAGUUCGUCAAGUGGGAGAAGAGGAAGAAGUUGUCGACGUCGUCGUCGUCCGGCGGCGGUGGGGACGGCCGGCGACAGAGCCACCCGCCGGCCCGCGAGGGGGUCGUGGACGCCGAGGCCGGCCAGCCCGCGCCGGAGGAAGGACACGAGCGGAGACGCAGCAACCGGACUAGCAGCAGCAGCAGCGGCAGCAGCAGCAGCAGUGGCCAGUCCGCGGAGCCCAAGAGAACGGGCAAAGGCAGGUCCACGUGGAUGGGCAGUCCGCCGGAGUCGGUGCUGACCGAGCUGAAGAAGAGCCAGGACGAGGAGCCGGAGGGACAGGAGGCCCCGGCAGUGGCGGCGGCGGCGGUCAGUGCGAGCGGUCCUCCAGCGGGAGCUGCGGAGGAGAGUCCAGGCCAGGGGAUGCGCUGGGGGAGGCUGUUCGGAGCCGUCACUACUCCCAAGGCUGAGAGGACCGAGCAGAAAUCUGCCAGGUGCCCCAAGAACAGACCCAGACCGUCGGGAUGGCUCAGUUUGGACCGGUCAGUCCUGGGUCUGGUGGCUCAGACGGUUGGUGCAGUCAGACGGACGGACGUUCCAGCAGAUCUGACCUCUGCGUCUCACAGUGAAGGACGCUCCGCAGAGCAGCAAGCACAAGCUCCAUCUGUGGAACAGAAAGCUCCAUGCGAGGUGCGGGCUCUCUGCCAUCACGUGGCGUCUGACCCUGGCCACCUGAGCUUCCACAAGGGUGACGUGCUGCGGGUGCUGAGUCGUGCCGACCAGGACUGGCUGCUGUGCUCCCUGGGGGACACCCGCGGCCUGGUGCCCAUCAUCUACGUCACCCUCAAUGACCAGAGCAGAAGCCAGAGCAGUAGCCAGAGCUAUAAUGGUCAGGGCCAGGGCCAGAGCCAGAGCCAGGGCCCACAGCUGGCUCACUGAGGGGCCGGGCACUGGGGCCCAGGGGGCUGUGGGUGUUUAUGGCUGAGGGCUGAUGUGGAGGUGGACCAUGGAAAGGAAAGGAUGGGAUGUCGGUACACACACACACACACACACACACGGAGAGACACACACACAUACACACACACACACACACACACAUGCACACGCACACACAGAGAGACACACAUAUGAAUACACUGGAGUGUGACAGAGCCGAAGAUGACUGGGAGUCCACUAUGGCUAAAGCACCAUCGCUGUUACGGAAAAAAUAUUCGCAUGUACGAGCACAGGCAUACGCACACUCAAACACACACACAGACACACACACACACACAUUCUCAAACACAGAUACACACAAAUGCAUACACGUUAAUGCACACAGUAUUGAAUGGUGUACAACAUACACUGACUGGAGCAGAGGUAUUGGUCUGUGGUCCAUCUGUGCAGAGAGCCCAGGCACAUUUCACAGAGGCCAUCUCCAUCGGCAUCAUGCUUUGUCAUGCUUUGUGUACAAAAAAGAAGGUCCCUUGCUUCGCCAACUUCCCUGGUGUGAAACCGUCUGAAACCUGACAACAAUCAACUCAUCAACUACCAGGACUCAACUGAAGUCGUGCAGGACAUCGAGGGCACAGUUCAUAGCAAAGCGUUCCACCGUCAGGGUGUAAAAAUGGAGACUUGAUGGACUUGGUGUGUAUAGAUUGACUGAAGCCCUGUUUGGGAAGAAAGAAAGCCUUUAAUUUAUUAUGGACUGUAUUAUCGAUCGAACACUAUUCUAAAAAAGAAACAAAUGUAGAUGCAUAACAUUUUGUGACUGUCAAAGUGUCCGUGCAUUGAUGUCUCAGAGGAUUUAGCCACAUCACUGGGGUUCCCUCCAUGCAUGCCAAAGCAAUGAAGGGAUUAACAGCUCAAAAAAACUACUAUUGAUGAAUGAUGUUGACAUUAGUCAGUUGUGCUAUUUGAAGGUACUAGGUUGGGUCUGGCAACUCAAGUAAACCAUGAGAGAAGGACACAAACACACAUAUAUGGACAUUACACCCGCCAUUUUAUCAUACUACAAAACCAAGGUAGCAAACAGAUCAUACCUCCUCUGCCUUAAGACAACCGGACUCCCCUUCCUUAUUUAUCCGUGGUCCCCAUGGCAACAUUUCCUUUCGGCAGACUGGAGGAGAGCCCUCAUUGGACAGAUGGAUACAAGCCUCUCCCCUCUGACCCACUGCCACCUCAUCAUUGGGUGCUUGUUGUGCGGAGAGGCGUAUCCAAUUUUUUUUUGUUUUGUUUUUAUGCAUGUGAUCCUACGCCAAUAUUGUUUCCCUGAUGCUUGCACCUGUCUUGCACCCUUUGAGCACUGCUCCUCAACUCAACCUCAACGGCACCACUGCAGGGAGAACGUAGAGAUGAAAAUGAUUCUGUCACGAGUAACAGAACUACUAAACAAGGAGGCUUUGCUAGCGUAGAAAGCAGUAUUCGUUUGUUUCGGUGGGUAGGACGGUUUUCGUUGUUUUAGUAUUUAUUUGGUGAGUCGGUCAGUAGCGAGUUGUGCGUGGAUAGCCGGUUUGAGGCAGUGGCCCUGUCCACUACAGCUCUCGGUUGUGGUGGAAGCCAACAGCUCUUUGACCGUCAGCGUGCCCUUGCCAAUGUCUAGCACACGUUCUCAUUGGCACCUUAUUUAAUUACAACAUAUUUCAUGCAAAAUAAUGUUAUUCCAUUAUGCGUUAUCAUCACAGUGGUAUACAGUAUAGCCCAUGUAUCUAAAUAUGCUUGUGACAAAGGGUCUGAAACAAUGACUGGAUGUUUUACGGUCAUUGCUCUGUAACAGAAUAUGUACAGUAUAGGGACCCCGUUGGUGGCUCAAGUUAUGAAUGAAUGAAUAUUGAGAGAUUAUUAGAUAUUUAUUUUUUUGUAGUUUGUUUGUUUGUUUGUUUGUUUGUCGUCGUCCCCCCCCCGCCCCCCCUUUUUAUGUUGUCGCCACACCCCUAGAAUGAACAGAUAGAGAAAACGUAAAUAAUAUAUGAGUGGACAAGUGCCAUAUGAGGGAUGUAUGCCACAUUUAAGUGGUGCUUUAUCGGGCAUUUAUGAUCCAUGUUUAAAUAUGUACAUUGACUUGAUAGCAUUGAGUGGCCUUAGAUUUGGAAUGUGUCUAUUUCUCUAUCACUACUCGUUAACUAAUGGGGUGGAGUUUAGUUAUUCUGUUGCUCUACCAGAGGCUAAGCUAAUAUAAGUACAUAUGUGACUAUGUUUAACCACAUUGAGUUGACAGUCAUUUAAUUUAAUUGUUUUUUGUGUUGAUGUACAGUUAUAUUAUUUUUGUAUCUUUUUAGUACGGACAUAAUUUAAUUUGGAUUGUUUGUUGUUGUGUUCCAUUUGAUUUCUCCAUGUGUUUUUAAAGUGAGAGCACCUUUAUGAGCGUUGCUAAUGUUAUAGAUCACAUACAGCGAAACACUAACGACAUCACCCAAUGCGCGUGUGUGUAUGUCAUGUGAUUGCGCCCAAAUCGGAAGUAGUAGAACCUACCCGAUGGUUUUUGCUGAAUGGAUAUCAGAGGCGGACAUCCCAGGUUCAGAAAGUGAAAGUCCUGCCAAAUAUUUGACCCAACCAUUUAGUAAACCAGCUCAUCCUAGCAGUGAUAUCACCUGUUUUAAGUAGGAAAAGGACAGAUAGGAAGAAUAUAUGGCAGGACUUUUACUUUCUGGAACCCGGGAUGUCCACCUUGAUGGAUAUCUUCUCUGGUGCCGUCUCUCUCUCUCUCUCUCUCUCUCUCUCUCUCUCUCUCUCUCUCUCUCUCACUCUCUCUCUCUCUCUUUCACACUGGCUGACUCGCACCUUGGCCUGCGUCGGCUGAAUCCUCACUAGAGCUGUAUCCCUUUGUCUUCCAGGCACGCUUCGCUGUCCAUCGACAUCUUGUAGGCUAACGUGUCUCACACACACACACACACACACACACACACACACACACACACACACAGGUAGUGUUGGUCAAACGUGGUAGUGGUCAUAGUAGAAAGGCAGAAGAGUGAAAGAGAGAGAGAGAGGAAAUGAGUGAGGGAGAAGGACAGAAGGAUGGAGGAAAGGAAUGAGAGAGUAACAGACUGGUUGAAGAAAGUGAAUUCUUAGAGUGGAAGAGAGAGAGAAAGAAAGAAAUAGAAAAAAGAAAGAAAGAGAUUUGAUUUUAAAAUGUUCUUUAUUACAAGAAAGAAAGAAAGAGAGAGAAAUAUGUAAUUGAAAGAUGCUUUGGCAUCCUUUCGGAUUGCCUUUUACAAUGACGUUCAAAACUAAUCAUGAUACCAAUGAAGCUUUUGAGAUUUGAUCUAAAGAAAAGCACAUUAGUGCCUUUUUUUUCUUGAAACAAGAAUAAUAUUGCAUGUGGAUUGGCCCGCUUCACUGUAAAGUGAAGGAUGUGUUUUUUUAGGUCGAAGCUGGUAGCACAUAGGAAAGCCUAGAAGAAGAAUGAGACAAUUUCCUCCCUCUCUCCUGUUUUUUUUUUGUUUGUUUGUUUUGCCUAAUUAGUUCUGUCGCUCCUGCUUGUACAUACCAGUACCUCACGUGGCACCUCUGUUCUUUCCCUGACCAUGCUGUAUGAUGUCUGAUGGCAUUGCCAACAUAAUAUGGAUAUUAAUAACAAAGUGCUCAUGUGGACACAGUUA
Molecule: messenger RNA, 9701 nt
Organism: Sardina pilchardus (European sardine)
Lineage: Eukaryota; Metazoa; Chordata; Actinopteri; Clupeiformes; Clupeidae
Gene: rusc2
Product: RUN and SH3 domain containing 2
Cellular component (GO): cytoplasmic vesicle
Molecular function (GO): protein binding
Source: RefSeq, a predicted model, not a curated record